Messenger RNA from Nothobranchius furzeri (turquoise killifish), 8821 nucleotides. NCBI's taxonomy places the organism in Eukaryota, Metazoa, Chordata, Actinopteri, Cyprinodontiformes, Nothobranchiidae. The record is from RefSeq and is a predicted model, not a curated record.
UGGAGCAGAGCAGCAGGAGAUGAUGACAUUCUGAUUUUUAGAGCUGCACGUUUGAUUAGAAAAGAGAAAUAAAAAAAGGGUUUUAGGAGCUAAUAAAAACAUUGUGUGUCACAAACUCUGUCUGAGACAAAGUUACCAGGAGCCCUCCUGACCCGUCGCCCCCGUGGUGGAUCUAAAUCUGUUUUAGGGGGGUGGGGGGUGCUGUAUCCACAGUCCCGACCAGGAGAAGAGCAAAGACCGUCUGAACCUGGUCCCUGUCCGUCUCCCCAGGCCCAUCGGACUGCCGUGGACGUUAUCUGGAAAUAAAAUGCUGAAUAAGGAGGAGUAGAGGAAGAUCUUCAGCUGCACUCGUUCAACUUUGGGAUUAAAUCAUCCAAAAGGAGUGGGAAUAUUUUCAUCCAUCUGUCUUAUGGAAACAUCAUCUGCUAACGGAGGUUCUGACUUUUAGGGGCGACUUUUGUUGAGGAACCAUGACAGAAACAACUGAAGUCCGGUCGUCGACGACGACCACGAUGGUCAUCGACAGUAAGGCUGGAGACGGUGGGUCAGCAGCAGCACACAUUCCCAGGAAAACGUUUUCGGAUAACCUCGCCUCUACGUUCAGCUCCCCGCUGGCCUGGAUCUUGGUCCUGGCGCUGAUCAUCACCUGGUCGUGUGUUUUCAUCAUCAUGUUUGAUGUGGUGGACCACAAGGCCAUCACAGGUCACCCUCAGGCUGGGAUCAGGAAGGUUUUUAAGGAUUCAGGGCGUCGAGGAGGGCUGAGUAAGAUCAGCUCAGACCCGGUGAAGGCCAUGAACGACGCCGUGGAGGAAUCCACAAACGUCAUCAGCUCAGUAUUCCGGUUUGCUGCAAACCUCAUCGCUCCGGAGGACGAAGGAAACUUAUACGCAGUGAGGAAGAAAGGAGAAUUUCUACCAUCAAGAAGUAAAGUUCUUGGAAUGAAUGCAAAGAAAAGACUGGAGGAGAUACAAGAAGAGGAAGAGGAGGAGGAAGAGGUGGAGGAAGGAGAGGUGGAGGAGGGAGAGGAAGAGGGGGGUGAAGAGGUGGAGGAGGGAGAGGAGGUGGAGGAGGGAGAGGAAGGAGAAGAAGAGGAGGAGGAGUACGAAGAGGAGUACGAUGAGGAGUAUGAUGAGGAAGAAUAUGAAGAGGAAUAUGAGGAGGAAGAAUUUGAUGAGGAAGAUGAGGAGGAAGAAUUUGAUGAGGAAGAUGAGGAGGAAGAAUUUGAUGAGGAAGAUGAGGAGGUGGGAGCAGAUGGGGAGGAGGAAAUAGAAGAAGGAGAUCAGGAGGAGAAGGAAGACAAAGUAGAAGCAGAAGACAAUGAAGACGGAGAUGAAGAAGAGGAGGAGAUGGGAGCAGAUGAGGAGGAUGAAAUAGAGGAAGGAGAAGAAAGAGAAAAGGAGGAAGAAGAGGAGGGUGUAGAAGGUAAAGAAAAGGAAGAUGAAGAAGAGGAGGAGGAGGAAGCAGAUGAGGAGGAUGAAGAAGUAAAAGGUGUGGCUGAGGAUGAAGUCACAGAAGCUGCUGCUGAAGAGCAGGAUGCAGCAGAGGAGGAGGCAGAUGAAGAGGGAAAAAAGGAUGAAGAUGAUGAAGAGCCUCUAUCAGCUGCAGCAGAAGCUGAGGUGGAGAAGGAAGAUGAAGACGAGGCCACUGAGGAAGAGGAAAAAGUUUCUCCAGAACCUAUUUCCACCUCUGAUGACGAACAGUCACCUCUAUCAUCUGAUUCCGAUUCCGACAUUCCCGUUGGCAUCGAGGACAGUGAUGAAGAUCUGACUCUGCCUGAUGAAGACGAGGGAAAAGAUGAAGAUAGUGAUGACAACUUUGUUGACUCCUCAGACAUCAGCGAGUCAGGACUUCUCUCAAGUGACGAAGAGGAGGAAGUUGAUGAAGAUGAGAGUGAUGAGGUCACUGAUGAUGCAGCAGUUCCCAGAGACGAUGAGGAGGAUGAGGAUCGGAAACUAGCAGGCGAGGAAGACCUUUCUCCUCCUUCUGUCGAGGAGGAUGGUGAAGAUGACGAUGAAGAUGAUGAUCUGGACCUAUCAGACGACGGCGUGUCUGUUGCCACUUCUGAACAUUUCGCAGAUGAUGAAGAUGAAGAUGAGGAAGACACUAAAGAUGACGACUUUGACAAAGAUGUCCUCAUCGAGCAUAAAGACGAUGAAGAUGAGGACAAACCUGAUGAUGAUGAUGAUGAUGAUGAUGAUGACAAAGAGAAAAAGGAAGAAGAGGAAGAAAUCCCUCCCGCUGUGAGCUCAGACACAGGAGUCCUGGGUGAUGAAGAUGAUGACAUUGAUCUGAAACCUGAUGAAGACUCUGUUGGAGACAGUGACCUUAGUGAGGACACGACUGAUGAAGAUGAUGAAGAUGUUGACUCGAGUUCACAGGAGGAAGAAAAAGAAGCAAUAGAAAAGAUUGUUGGAAGCCAGGAAGACGAACCUGUAGAGGGAAAACCAUCAGCUGAGGAAGUGGAUGCUGAUGAAGAAGAUGAUGAAGAUGAUGAUGAUGGGGUGAAGGACGUCCUGCUUGCAGCUGUAGCUGCAGCGGCGCUCUCUGCCCAGCAGGAGGCGGUAAAGACUGAGGCAGACGAUGCUGAGGAUGAAGAUGAGCUCCAGCAGGCUGAUGAAGACAAGAAGGAAGAGAAGGAUGGAGCAGAUGAAGCUGCUCCUCAGGAGGACCAGGAGGAGGGAGGAGAACCUGUGAGUGAGCCUCAGAAAUCUACAGACAAACCUGAAGAGGAGGAGGAAGAGUUUGAUGAAGAUGAUGAUGAGGAGGGAAAGGCAACAGUGGACGUGAUUAAACCUGUGCCUGAACCUGAGGAGGAGCCUUCAGUUUGUCCCUGUUCACUCCCCAAGACUAAAGACAGUUUGUCCAAGACGGCAGAAAAAAAAGACGCUCCCAGGAGGGUUUCAGCUGUGAGACGGAAAAAAGAGAAAGAAGCUGUGAGGAAAGAUGAAAAGCCCAGAAGAGAAGCUCUUCCCAGAAUCGUCAUGGAGCCAAAAGUGCGACAGAUCAGGAGGCUGGCUCCGCUCCUGAAAGCCAAGAUAAAGGAAAAGGCCAGGACUUCAAAAGCAGAGACAAAAACUAAACAACAGGAACCAGCGCCUGAUUCUGCUCAGGAAGUUGGCCCCUGCAGACCGGCGCCGGUCUACUGCCCGUCUCCUCCCGGCUGGUAUGUUCAUCACAUCGUCACGGACAACCCAUAUCCUCCUCCCACCAUGCCAGCUCCGUCUGCUCCGGUGGUGACCGUCCAUCCGGGAGCUUCGCCGAUCCAGCCUCCUCAUCAGCAGCAGCCUCCUCUUCCUCUGCUGAUGCAGCCGCUUUACUACCAGCCAUACCCGCCUCCAGUUCAACCAGUGACGCCUCCUCCGGCAGAACCGGCUCAGCCAGUGCAGCCAGUGGAGCCUGAGACCCCCAAACCAGAACCUCCGGUUGAACCUGAGGAGCCAACUCCAGCUGCUAAAGGUCAGCCAGCUGCAGCUGUUGUUCAGCAAGCAAACACGACUGCAGGAGCAAAACCCGACUUCUCUACGAAAGCUGUGAAGAAGAGAACCAAAUCCACUGACUCAGCCAAAGAGUCUCCAGCAUCUAAAGUUGGAACGAAGAGAGAAGCAAAUCGACAGAAAACAAAAGUUUCUGCUGUAGCUCAGAAAGUUAAACAAGAGAACAAAGUUCCUGUAGUGGCAAAGAAAGAGAAGAUGGCGAAAAACGAGAAAAAAGUUUCUGCUGUUGAAAGAAAAGAGCCGUCAACAAAAAAAGCAGCUAAGAAAGGUAAAAAAAUUACACUUUGCUUAAAAAAAACAGAAGGGAAAACAUUUUUUACAUCUUUGCUUUCCAUAGAGACGCCUGCAAAAAAGAGAACGGCUACACAGACAGCGCCUGCAGCUGUAAAACACACGAGGAAAUCAGCAUCUGGGAAGAAGACGGCGUCUUCAGCCGUCAGGAGCAAAGCCAAUAAGAAAGCUUCAGGACCACAUCUGCAUCCCAUUAGACUGAGAACACGACUGCAGAGCCACAGAACAGCGAACGCCACGUCUCAGCAGGAGAAAGAAAAACCCGCCAGACCCUCAACUAAACCAGACAAAACUGUAAAACCUGAGAAGAAAUCAGUGAAAGAAGCUGAAGAUCAAGAGAAACAACCAGAAACGGGAAAACUUCAGACUGAAGAAAACAUCACAGAGAAGAAGAAACAGAGUCAGAAAUUUUUCCAGUGCAUCUAUUUUCCGGGGAAGCACGCACACUACCCUUUACGACCUUUCACCCCGGCCAUGUCCCCCGCCAUGUUGUCCCCUGCUGUGAGGUCGAUGCUGGAGCAGCAGAGAGCAGCCAGAGCCUCGGGACAGUAGGACACAGACUUCCUGUCCAGCUGAGGGACAGGAGGACCCUUUUGUCCACAACUGUUUAAUCUUUACUCUUAUUUUUUUCAGUGGUUGAGCUCCCAGAGUCUCUGCUACUCCGCCACACUUCCUCUUCUGCGUCAACUCCGUGUAAAUAGCUCUGUAAAGUAAAGGAUAACAUCAGAAAUUCCUAUCUGGAAAAUCAAGAUUCAGAAUUUAUGGUCAGGUUUUCCACACCAUCUCAAACCCAGGAGCUUUUCCCCAACACCAAACAUCCAUCGCCGUCAUCCAGCUGCAGCCUGCAGGCGAGUCGCCUUCAGGUGUUUGUUUUUCAUUCAGGAUGACUUUAUGUUUUUCAUUUGCUGCACAAAUCCAAACGUUUCAAUGCAAAUUUUUUAGGUUUAGGAAAACAAAAGGAUGCACAGCUGCUCACAUGAAAACUAAAAUCACACAGAAAUGAGAAAUAAUGUUAAAACCAGUUUUACUGUAUUCUUUGGUUUAAAUAACCCAGUGGUCCGUAAGAUGGAUUUCAUACUCGAUAUGCAAUCUUAAUGUCUCACGGUCCUUAAUUAGAUGUAAUUUAGAUGUAAAUUAACUUCAUUACAUUCAAAAUUUAGAUAAAGAAUUCUACAAACUAAAGCAAUAAAACAAAACAACCAAGCUGCAUGUAUUAAACAGAACAGUGUUUAUUAAUAAUUCAAGCUACAAUGUGAUCAGACUCUAUAAUGAACUAAAAAUCCUGUUUUUAUUCUGAUACAUUUAUAUAAUAAAAACACAUUAAGGCGAUGAAAACUUGUUCAAAUUCAGGAUAAAUCUGCAAUCAUUUUAUAUUUUAAAACAACAACUCAGUGAUUUUUCCGCGGUGCGUUCAGGGGCAGGGGGAACCACAGGACAACGAUUAUAUGACCAACAAGAGACGCUGCGGAGUCGCUGCAGUGAAUGAAUGUAGUUUUGUUUUUCUUAUCAGCUUUUUAACUGCAGCCCAAAAGAAGCUGCUCGCUUACUUCACCUGAUUUGGCGUUUUCACGGCUGUUAGUGAGCUUUUUCACCAGAAACCUCCCGUUGUGUCUUAUUGAACACACUCCAGAUGUUUCUGUGAACAAAGGGGAACUAGUGCACCGGAGGAGCCACUCCUAACCGUCCCUCCUAGAUGGGAUUUUACCCUCUGAUGUUGCUUCAUGAAUGUUUUUUUUAAACAACCGAGUCAGUUUCACCUGAGAAUUAUGAAGCAAAGCAACUUUCUGAUGAUCUGAACAAGUGAAGUUACGGAACUGAACUUUUAUGUCCUGAAGGCAAGAGAAGUGAUCAAAUGCAGAUGCUGAGUUUGUAAAGUGAACCAGGAGGAGAUGUUUCAUCUGGAUAAUGUGAUGUUUGGGUUUCUCCAGCAUUAAGGACGCUACGGGCCUCCAUCAGCAGCUGACAUGUGUUUUUAUCGUCUCCUGCUCGAUCUCUGGUGUGAAUCCUGUGUGUCCUUUUUAGACAUCCUUAGAUUUCAGGCAAACGUUUUCACUCUUCUGAUAGAUGGUCCCAGGAAACGCACAUCGCUAAAGUUAGCUUCUGAUUUGGAACUUUAACUAUUUGGGUCAUCUUUCUUUAUCUCUGCUACAGCAGCAAAAUGUACUAAAAUGUCCCAGAAAUGACAUUUGUGAAAUUUUUAGUGAAGAUUAAUCUAAUUCUGCACAGUCAAAGUUUUGCAGGUUUUGAACUAGAAUUGAUCAAAAAUAACCCCAAAGUAAAAGAGCUAAAUUGGUAGGUAACUUUAGCAUUUUUCAUGUUACCUGAUGUCAUUUUCCACAAAUUUUUGAAUGCCUGAAGAUUUCUGAAAUUUAUUUAUUUAUUUAUUUGUUUGUUUUAUCGAACACUUCUCCCUUGAUACUUGAUGCUUUUUGUCCAGUGGAGUCUUCAUCCCUGACACCUGAUGCUACCUUCUGGUGGAUUUUUCUUCUUCUGACAUCUUUUCCUCUCAGGAGUGGACGCUUUUAUUUUGACACCUGAUAGCUGUUGCUUUUUGUUUAACCUGAUGUUCCUCAUCUGACAGAAUUUUUUCCCAUUUUUUGAUGUUUUUAUUGUCUGACUUUUUUUUUCCUGACACCUGUUUGGUCUGAGGACAUCUCCGUGACAAUUAAAGUUGUCCUAAGAGAGACACCAUAACAGGAAGAAACCAUUUCUGCUGAGAUGUAGAUGAAAUGUCUUUCUGAGUGAAGCAGUGGAAGGUUUUCGGUCAUCAAAUUGAUUUAAACAAAGUUUUUCAGCUAUUAUGUAGUUUAAGGAAAACUCUUUGAUGUUAGAACGAACACAAGGAAAGGAAGAUGGAGAAAUCAGUCAGAUCUUAUAAAGUCUGGUUUUGUUCCAAUCUUCAUGUUUUCACACUGAUUUUUGCCCUUAAAUCAGGCAGAAAACUGGUCUAAGCUUGAGCAAGUCCCUGAUAAACAGGUUUGUUUUUGUGCAUGUUCCUCUGAAGAAGCCUCGCUGUGAUAGAACGUUUUAUUACUGUGCAUCUCUUUGAUUUGCUGCCGUUUUCCUUUCUUUUCUGUUUCACUUUGCUCAGAGACAUGAUCAUAUUUACUGAUCUGGGUCUUCGGGCAGAAACAUCUUUGUCCUGUAGCUCUGAAACACCACGGAGCAGUUUGUGGGAAUGUUUUUGUUGUAAAAUUUCUUAUUUUCCUAUUUUAUUUCUACUCCUAAGACAGUAUCUCACACAGCUGCAACCUUUUAUUGUGACAUCAUGUGGGAACAAACCACAAAGUUACAAGACCAUCAUGCAGAUUUACUUUCAGCUGUUGUCUCAUGAAGUUUACCAAAUUUCUCUUAGUUUGUUUGUCAAACCUCCACGUUUUAAACACUUUCUGACUCAUAGAAUCUGGAGUGAAAAGAGGUUGAAACCAGCCCCAGACCACAUGAAAUGACCCCGCUGUGAGAGGAUAGGAUUCUGGAUGCUGCCAACACCAACUGUUGCAGCCUGGUGGGAUACAUGUGCCUCUGCUAUAACCUUUGGUGCUUCGUACUCGACUUUUGACUAACCUUAUAGCUUCAAGUUGAAGUUCUCUGCUAAGAUUUUUAGCUCCGAGAGCCAAAAGAUACUGUUUCUGAAGCUCUUAAAUUAUAUUAAACAGAUAGAGUUCCCAGUGAGGACACAAGUCAGCUGAUGAGACCAUGCUGUGUGUGUUUAUCAGUUUACUGUUAGGCUAAAUUUCAUUUAUUCUAAAGGAUCGUAUUACAGCAGAUGCUGAAAAACUAAUGCUAAGGGCACAAAUUCAGAAAAGAUGCAUUAUGAUGAUUUAUUUUACAAAAACACACCAAAAAUGUCUCCUUUAUCCAUGUUUUCAGUCUUAAUGCUAUGCUAGGCUAGCUCAUGCUAACAGUUUGUAGAUAUAAAUAUGUGAUUUUUCUUUUGAGUGAUUUAAAAUGUUCUUUUAGUAGAAAAUGAUGUUUGUUUUUUCCUCCAAAGGACAAACUUGAAGUUCAUAAUCAGCAACAGCUUUUGUUCGUACCUGGCUGUUGCCAUUUUGAAAACUAAAACUUUAUUGUUCAGUAUAUAAAAUAAACAAAUUUUACGUCUUCAUCCUUUUUUUCACAUAUUUCUGAGGCAUUUUCUCACAUUUUGUUCAGUUUAAAGUUGCUUUAUGUGGAAUUUUAGGAUUCUGUUGCACAAAUAUAAAAUUAGCUUUUGUUUCCUGAGAAAGUAAAGAGCAAGUCACACCAAAUCGACUUUUUUUCUGAUAAACUAUAUAAAUGCGUCUCUAAUCGUGUUGCAGACACGCAUAGUCAAUAGUUUUGCACUUUAGUGCAUUUUAGUUAAAAUUUAAAAAUUUCUGCCUAAUGCUGUCAGUGUUGUACCAUUGUCAGGUAAAAAUGCACUGCAUUUGAAUUUAAAUCUGCCAUCGCUAUUGGUUAAGAGGUACCCUAGAACGUUAGCUAGUACAAUAUGAUGUCACCAUGUUGUUGUGAGCCUGUGUAUGUGUGUAUUUGUUAGCGGCUCCGCCCUCUCGGUCUGCUAGGCAACAGCAUUUGUUGCAUUUUUCAAACAGGAAGUGGGAGUUGAGUAAGAAUCUGGUAGGGGGUGACUUGCUCUUUAAAUAAAUGUAAAAGAAAUGAUGUAAAAAUACCACUUUUGAUUAUAUUGCAGCAAAAAGAGUGAAUUUAUCUAAAAUAAUAGAUUUUUAAUUUGUGGCAUGACUCAGCUUAUUUACUUUGUUUUAUUUUUUAAAGGUUUUGAGCACGAUUGUAAUUAAAAUAAAGAAAAACCAACAUAGAACAUAUUUGUGAGCUUUAUGCUAGCUCCACUGUAUAAAAACACAGCCGGUUAUGAUUGUUUAAUAUUUGUAUAUAAUAUGAAAUAAUGUUGUUUGAUGCUUAUUGAGACAAGCAGCCUGAUCCCAUCACUUUUCAGCUGGAUGCUAAUCUUUGAGGGACGUUGUUGCCCAGUGAAAUGUGGAAUAGUUUAUUCAUGGAGUUUUUUGUGUGUCAUACUUUAAAUAAAUCUUUAGACUUUA